CCAGUCACCCACGUCAUCUUUGACAUGGACGGCCUGCUUCUGGAUACUGAACGGCUACGUUCUGUGGUGUUGGAAGAAAUAUGUGGUCGCUAUGAAAAAAAGUACACCUGGGAAGUCAAGCCCCUGGUUAUGGGUAAAAAGGCGUUGGAGGCGGCUCAGAUCAUGGUAGAUGUCCUGAAGCUGCCGAUGUCCAAAGAGGAGCUGAUGGAGGAGAGCCAAACCAAGUUACAGGAGCUCUUCCCUGAAGCUGAACUCAUGCCAGGCGCCGAAAAACUGAUCCACCACCUGCAGAAGCACAGCAUACCCAUUGCCGUGGCCACCAGCUCAGAGUCCGCAUCCUUCAAAGUGAAAACGAGAAGACACAAGGAAUUCUUCAGUUUGUUUAACCACAUCGUGUUGGGAGACGAGGUGAAGAAUGGCAAACCAGACCCUGAAAUAUUUCUCGCCUGUGCCAGGAGGUUUUCUCCUCCUCCACUCCCUGAAAAGUGCCUCGUCUUUGAAGAUGCUCCCAAUGGGGUGGAGGCGGCCCUGGCCGCUGGGAUGCAGGUGGUCAUGGUUCCGGAUGAAAACCUGAACAGAGACUUGACGAGAAAGGCCACUCUGGUGCUCAGUUCCCUGCAGGACGUCCAGCCCGAACUGUUUGAUCUGCCUGCCUAUGAGUGA
Sciurus carolinensis (gray squirrel) is the source of this 663-nucleotide messenger RNA. Its product is annotated as pseudouridine-5'-phosphatase-like. Lineage: Eukaryota; Metazoa; Chordata; Mammalia; Rodentia; Sciuridae. The transcript has a single exon. Gene Ontology annotation, molecular function: phosphatase activity. The record is from RefSeq and is a predicted model, not a curated record. The coding region runs from base 25 to 663 and encodes 212 amino acids.